AUGCCUGCUUCGUCGUCGUCGGCGUCAUACGAGAAGGCCAAAGAGGUCAUGGCCAUGGCCACGUCCGUCGCCGCGUCCAUGAUGCUGGUGCGCAGCCUCGCCAACGACCUGAUCCCGCCCGAGGCGCGCAGCCUGCUCUCCUACUGCCUGAGCGGCCUGCAGUCCCGCAUGGCGUGGCGCCACACCAUUGUCGUCGAGAAGACCGACGGGUAUUACACCAACAACGUCUUCUACUCCGUCAAGACCUACCUCGCGUCGCGCAUGGAGAACGACAACGCCACCCGCGACGUGCAGCGCCUGCGCCUCAGCAGCGGCGGCUUUGGCCUGGACGACGAGGACGACCCCGAGAAGCUCGUCCUCGGUAUGGAGGAGGGCGAGGAGAUGAUCGAGGUCUACCAAGGCGCCGAGUUCAGAUGGAGCCUCCACUCCCACGACCUCCCCGGCGACUCCUCCACCACCCUCGGCCGCGGCGGCGGCAGGCAGUACUACGAGCUCACCUUCCACAAGAAGCACAAGGAGAAGGCCAUCAAAGCAUACGUCCCCCACAUCCUCGCCACCGCCAAGGAGAUAAGGGACAAGGACAGGCCUCUCACCAUCUACAUGAACGACGGCUCCGACUGGUCUCCCAUGGACCUCAACCACCCCUCCACCUUCGACACGCUCGCCAUGGACCGCACGCUCAAGCGAUCCGUCAUCGACGACCUCGACAAGUUCAUCAAGAGAAAGGCAUACUUCAAGAAGAUCGGCAAGGCCUGGAAGAGGGGCUACCUGCUCCACGGCCCGCCCGGCACCGGCAAGUCCAGCCUCAUCGCCGCCAUAGCCAACCACCUCAGGUUCGACAUAUACGACCUCGAGCUCACCGGCGUCCACAGCAACUCCGACCUCAGGAAGCUUCUCAUCGGGAUGACCAACCAGUCCGUCCUCGUCAUCGAGGACAUCGACUGCACCAUUGACCUCAAACAACGAGAUGAUGAUAGUAACACUUCUUCUAGCACCACCAAGGACGACAACAACAAGCAGGUAACCUUGUCCGGGCUUCUCAACAUCAUCGACGGCCUAUGGUCCACCAGCGGGGAGGAGAGGAUCAUCGUCUUCACCACCAACUACAAGGACCGUCUCGACCCCGCGCUUCUACGGCCCGGCAGGAUGGACAUGCACGUCCACAUGGGAUACUGCACCACCGAGGCCUUCAGGACUCUCGUCAACAACUACCACUCCAUCGACUACCAUGCCACCUAUCCACAGAUCGAGGCGUUGAUGGAGGAGGUGGAAGUGACGCCUGCAGAGGUCGCCGAGACCUUGAUGAGGAGCGAAGAACCAGAUGUCGCCCUCCAUGCUCUUAUCGAGCUCCUAAAGUCAAAGAAAGAAUUGUUGGCAGAAUCUGCCACUACCAGUACGGAUCAGGAGGAGGAUUGUGAUCGUGCUAAGGAGGACGAGGAGGAUUCCGAUGAUGCCAAGGAUAAUAGUGGCGAUGAUGAUAACGAAGCUGAAAGCUAG
Triticum dicoccoides is the source of this 1497-nucleotide messenger RNA. Its product is annotated as AAA-ATPase At3g50940-like. Lineage: Eukaryota; Viridiplantae; Streptophyta; Magnoliopsida; Poales; Poaceae. The coding region runs from base 1 to 1497 and encodes 498 amino acids. Gene Ontology annotation, molecular function: ATP hydrolysis activity; ATP binding. The transcript has a single exon. The record is from RefSeq and is a predicted model, not a curated record.